GAUACUGCAAAAGCCUUCUCUUCUCCACAACCAUAUCCCAUUUUCGUUAGCUUUCUCCAAAUUUUUUUGCGAGAACGAGAAUGGGUUCUAUUGGUUUGACAAAGAAGCCACAUGCAGUUUGCAUACCAUACCCAGCUCAAGGUCACAUAACCCCAAUGCUGCAAUUAACCAAACUCCUCCACUACAAGGGCUUUCACAUAACCUUUGUGAACACCGAAUUCAACCACAGACGCCUUCUUAAAUCCCGAGGUCCCAACUCUCUUGAUGGCCUCCCAUCCUUUAGGUUCGAAACCAUUCCUGAUGGCCUCCCUCCAACAGAUGCCAAUGCCACCCAAGACGUAACCGCUCUAUGCUUUUCCACUAGGAAAAAUUGCUUAGCACCCUUCAGAGACCUUUUGUCAAAACUCAAUUCUUUGCCCGAUUCCCCUCCAGUUACUUGUAUAGUUUCUGAUGGUGGCAUGACCUUCACUCUUGAUGCAGCCCAAGAAUUGGGCAUUCCGGAAGUUAUUUUCCAGACUCUAAGUGCUUGUGGCUUGAUGUGCUACGUUCAGUGUCGCCCUCUCAUCGAAAGGGCCUUAAUACCUCUUAAAGAUGCUAGCUAUAUGACAAAUGGGUAUUUGGAUACUGAGAUAGAUUGGAUACCAGGCAUGAGAGGUAUCAGAUUGAGGGACAUCCCAAGUUUCAUCAGAACCACAGACCCAAAUGACUUCAUGCUGGAUUUUGUAUUGGUUGAGAUGGCACGAGCUAAAAGAGCUUCUGCCAUAAUUUUGAACACGUUUGAUGCAUUAGAGCAUGAAGUUUUAGAUGGACUAUUGACUUUGCUACCACCUGUUUAUUCUGUUGGACCCCUACAUCUACAGCUUAAUCAGAUCCCAGCAGAUAACGAGUUGAAGUCCAUUGGAUCAAACCCAUGGACAGAAGAACCAGAGUGGCUUGAAUGGCUUGACUCUAAAGAACCUAACUCUGUGGGUUAUGUCAACUUUGGAAGCAUCACAGUCAUGACAGCUGAGCAGCUGAUUGAGUUUGCUUGGGGACUUGCAAACAGCAACCAGACCUUUUUUUGGGUGAUCAGGCCUGACCUUGUUGGUGGGGAAGCAGCUGUGGUUCCACCAGAGUUUAUGCAAGAGACCAAAGAAAGGGGUCUAUUGGCAAGUUGGUGCCCUCAAGAACAAGUUCUGAGCCACCCAGCUGUAGGAGGGUUCUUGAUACACGGUGGUUGGAACUCUACCCUUGAGAGUUUGUGGGGGGGAGGGCCCAUGAUAUGUUGGCCCUUCUUUGCCGAGCAACAAACCAAUUGUAGGUUCUGUUGCAAAGAGUGGGGCAUAGGCAUGGAGAUAGAGGGGGAUGUUAAAAGAAACUACGUAGAGGGGCUUGUGAGAAAGUUAAUGGAGGGAGAGGAGGGCAAAGAGAUGAGGAAGAAAGCCUUGGAAUGGAAGAAGUUGGCAAAGGAGGCCACCACUGGUCCAAAUGGGUUAUCUUUUGUGGGUUUGGACAAAUUGGUUAACCAGAUGCUUCUAUCUCCGAGGAAUUAGACAUUUAGAAUUGAUUCAAAAUCUAUCUUGUUUUUACUUUGUAUUUGUCCAAGAAGUUUACCUAUUAAGCUUAAUAAUGCUUGUAUCACGAAUUCAUUUUUCAGGUAUGCAUUUACUUAACAUCGGUCCAAUGUAAAAUGAAGUCCAGGGCAAACGUAAGUGGCAUCGGUUACCACAUUGAUGCACGAUACCAAAGUUUCAUGGCCAUCUAACAUAACUAAAGAGCUUGACAUAACCAUCUUACGCUAGUCUGCCUAAAUUCCUGCAUUGGACUUCCUUACUGUGCAUUCUUAGGUUAAUACACCAAGAUUAUCUUCUUUUUACACCCCCCCUCCUUCUCCU
Prunus avium (sweet cherry) is the source of this 1874-nucleotide messenger RNA. RefSeq names its product (R)-mandelonitrile beta-glucosyltransferase-like. Lineage: Eukaryota; Viridiplantae; Streptophyta; Magnoliopsida; Rosales; Rosaceae. The record is from RefSeq and is a predicted model, not a curated record. Gene Ontology annotation, molecular function: quercetin 7-O-glucosyltransferase activity; quercetin 3-O-glucosyltransferase activity.